Gavia stellata (red-throated loon) is the source of this 419-nucleotide messenger RNA. RefSeq names its product ATP synthase membrane subunit k (gene ATP5MK). Lineage: Eukaryota; Metazoa; Chordata; Aves; Gaviiformes; Gaviidae. The transcript is spliced from 4 exons. The record is from RefSeq and is a predicted model, not a curated record. The coding region runs from base 61 to 240 and encodes 59 amino acids.
ACGGCGGCGGCAGGACGGCAGCGGCGGCGGGACGGCAGCGGCGGCUGAGGAGAAGCAGCCAUGGCUGGCCAUGACUCAGGAUCUCAACACCAGUUCACUGGAUUUCAGAAGUACUUCAAUUCCUAUACCAUCACAGGCAGAAGGAAUUAUGUAAUAGCAACAUACACAAGCGUUGCAAUGCUCAUCUUGUAUUUCAAGCUUAGACCUAAAAAGAAAACUCCUGCUGUUGCAGAUAAGUAAAUGGUUGCUGGCACGUCUGAACCUCCAGUCUGUGUCAAUGUAAUGCAAGCUGAUGACCUGUUCUGGCUAAUAAAAUAUAAAUAAUUACUUGUUUUAUUGGAAACAUGAAAUGGUGCAAAAAGCAUAAAUGUGGCACUUUGCCUUUUUUUUCUCUGUCAAAAAUAGUUACUUGUACUGGA